Leucoraja erinaceus (little skate) is the source of this 4502-nucleotide messenger RNA. RefSeq lists its product as uncharacterized. The transcript is spliced from 5 exons. The record is from RefSeq and is a predicted model, not a curated record. The coding region runs from base 153 to 1031 and encodes 292 amino acids. NCBI's taxonomy places the organism in Eukaryota, Metazoa, Chordata, Chondrichthyes, Rajiformes, Rajidae.
GGCUGCCGCGAGGGGGCGGCGUCGACCGGACCGAAGAUCCUAUAUCGUUGGCGUCGACGGUCGGGGCCGGCGUCAUGAGGAGCUGCCGUUAGUGUCGACGCAGUGAGCGGCCUGCACCCGAUGUACGGCUGUUUCGAAAAGUGUAACCGACGAUGCCGGGAAGGAGGAAGAAGAUAAGACGACUGCGCUGUCGUGCCCGAGAAUUUGUUGAUGGCGCAAAUAUAUACACUCCUCCAGACAGCAUGGACAUGUUGGCUACCAAGUACAAGGAGAAGUGUAAAGUGGAAUCGAGUACAGAGUCUGACUCGGAUGCCUGCACCACUGAGGUUUUUAACCGAAAUUUACCCGAUUCCAUCAAGAAUUGUGAUACAGUAACCCAAUCACUGGAUCCAUACGAUGGAGAUUUGGAGAGCACCUCAAGUGAAUCGGAUGGCAGUAGACAAUUUCUGCAAGAUGUCUACACUGAAAAGUCAAGUUAUCUGUCCCAUGCUAUUGUUGCAGUUGAUAGAAGAAAGUUGUCAGUAAAACCGUAUAAACAGUCCUUGCUGACAACAUUUCUGCCUGUAUGCAGUAAUACAGAGUUAAAUUCCAUACAAGGAGAAACUGCGGCCAUUGGUGGUAUACUCCCUCAAUCUUCCUGUGAAUCAGAAGUACUCUUUAAUGGAAAACAUGAACUUGCAUUUGCAACAAGUAAUUAUGUGGCAGAUGCUGGACACAAGUCUGCAUUAUUGGACUUGGAUAUGUUGGCUCGAUCUCCUACUAUAAACUUGGACAUUGAAAGCGAUCAUAGACUUGUGAACAUGUUUGUUCUGCACGACCCUGGGACUCAUGAGGCCAGACACUCGAAUGUCCAGUGGCGCUCGGGAAAACUUUUAAAGACUGCUCAUGAAAGUUUUCCUGAAGGAAAGGUAUCGGCAAAAAGAAAAAUUGUGAAUCCUUUGAAUGAAGCAAGCAAUGAAUGGAUAAGUAAAAAGAAAAGUCGUAUUCUAAAAACUGAGGUAAGCAAUUUUGUACUGAAGUGGUCUGUUUAGAAAUGCUUCACGAGUAGUGUUACCCAAACUGCAUAUUUAUGUAAAAAUUGUGUUAUUACAAAGAUGUUCUUGGGGUAUGCAAUUAUUUUCCAUUUCAGACAUCUAGUUUUGGCUUGGAUGUGGUCAAAGAAUGCUGAAUAAGACUAAAUAUUUGGCAACAGAAGCAGUGUCUUGGCCUAGUUGCGUAUGUAAUUGUUUUGUGAAGUGACUUUUCUCUUGGUGAUGUUUGUUUGCUUGGUUCUGUGCUUAAAGUUCUGUGGGUGGGGACAAUUUAACAAUCUCUCUCCCAGUUACCAAUCAUGUGAAUGCAAGUGAAUUGUAGAAUGCGAUUAUCAAUUUUUUUUCCUACUAAAGUGAAAGCUGAUUUUUGAUAAAAUAUGCUCAGUCAAAUUGUCUAUUAACUUUUGGAAUUUACUAUUUUGAAGUUGUAUAACAUGGAUUUGUUUUUUUUCCGAUUGUGCCCAUUUCCCACAAGUCUAUACCAAUUGCUCAUCACUGAAGUGGUGACCUCCCUUCUGUAAUUAUUUUUAUUUUAACAAACUCCUGUCUUCUUAAUGCUUGCAGGGGAGUCACCAAAUAGUGUGUUAUUCUGGUAACGUUUGGACCAGGCCACCAAAAGGUGCAGGUGUCUUCGCCUAAAGGAUUUUGGAUAAUGGCCUCCAAACUAAUUGCACUCCAAUUGAAGUCUCAUUCAGAAGUGGUGUAAAUUGAAGUUCACUAGUUUCUUAGUGUGGCUCUGAUUUUGAUUUACCAUUAUUUUAUCAUUUGCGUACAUAAUCAAUAUGCAGCAGUUGUUUAUUGGAUCUGUGAAUAUGUUGUAUUUUUCUUCCCACUACCGUUAGUCGAUGUAUUAAUAUCAAUGGACUGUUAUUGGGGAGGAAGAGGGAAAGCCUGUUGUUUUUCAUUUAGCAGCUUGAGUGUACCUCUCUCUGUGUCUGCAUGGGUUUUCUCUGGGUGCGUUGGUUUCCUCCUACAUAUGUGCAUGUUGGUUAAUUGGCUAGCAAAAAUUGCCCCUAGAAUAAGUAGGUGAUAGAAUCUGGUGGCAGUUGAGAAUAAGGGCAGCACGGUGACAUAAUAGUAGAGCUUACAGCACCAGAGACCAGGGUUUGAUCCUGACCACAGGUGCUUGUCUUUCCGGAGUCUACGUUCUCCCUGUGACCUGUGUGGGUUUUCUCGGAGAUCUUCGCUUUCCUCCCACACUCCAAAGACAUCGUUUUUUUUUUUUAGAUUAUUUGGCUUGGUAUAAAUGUAAUCCUAGUAUAUAGGAAAGUGUUAGUGUGCGGGGACUGGUGCGACUCGGAUUGCCGAAGGGCCUGUUUUUGCACUGAAUCUCUAAACUACGGUAUAUAAAAUUAGAUUCAUGUUGGAUUGGUGUAAAUGGGUAGUUAAUCGUCAGCAUGGACCCAAGGCCGAUAAAUCUGUGUACCAUUGUCACCAAAGCAUACAUUUUGAGGAAGAGGAUGUGAUGUUUUUAAAUGUCAAAUGCUAAACUUCCAAUGAGUUUGUUUCUUUGUCUAUUUGUAAAAUAUAGAAAUCAUUGUUUAACCUUCUGUAAAUAUGAAUAACCUACAAACUGCAUUUGGUACAAAGCUUAUGUUUGAGGGAGGAAAUUUAUGUAUAAUUGUAUAUGGUUAUAUUAUACUAGAGAUAUUUUGACCAAAACCUUGAAUUGGUUGAGUUGAUUGGACGGUCAUUAAAAAUCGAAGCUCUUUCAUUCUCUGGAAAGUGUCAAAAUUAGUGACAAGGAACUCUAAGCCUGGUGGAAUCGUGGGCAAUUUUAUGCACAGAUGUUGCUUGAAACUGAUAACUGAAGUGUUUAUUUUGGUGCAAGGUGUACCAUGGGUAAAGCAGUUAACCUCAAGUGUCUGGAUCAAUGGUUCUUUGAUGGAAAUAUGAUGUGGACCAAUAUGAGGAGUUGGUUGUGAGACAGAACUGGCAGUUCAACGUUCCAGAAUUUUGAUGUUUCAGAAGUGAAAGAGAGUUUGUGGGGGGGCGUGGGGUAGAGUUUGUUAGGAGUAUCCAUAAGGUUUCCUGAAACAGUGUGUGGAUAGUCCAACCCAAGGAGGGAAUUACUGGAUCUUGCGUUGGGAAGCAAGCUUGGCCAGGUGACUGGUGUUUCACUGGAAGGGCAUUUGGAGUAUAGUGAUUAUUGGUUUAAGGUAGUUAUGAAUAGGUCUGUAUGUUGGGGGGAGGGGGGAAGUAAUAAAUUGGAGUAAAGCAGAUUACAGCAAUUAGGGAGAGGAAUUCGGGAGCAGUUGUUAUUGGAUAAAUCCACGUCUGACCUGUGAAAGUAAUUUAAAGGCCAGCUAAUCAGAAUUCAGGACCAGCAUAUUCUCGCGAGAAGGCGGGUAUAAGGAUGGCAAGGUAAGGGAACCUUGGUUGACCGAAGAGAUUGUAAAUCUGGUCAAAAACCGUAUGAAAGGUUUAGAAAGAUGAUUUCAGCUGGGUCUUUGAACAAUAUAAUGCAAAAAGAACUCACAGACAUUUAGAAGAACCAAAAGGAGCUAUGAAAUGUCAUUAGCGAGUAAAGAAAAUCCCACGGCUUUUUAUACAUACAUUUAAAAACUAGAGGGUGACCAGGGAGAGGAUAGGAUUGCUCAAUGAAGAUGUGGGAAAUCUGUGCUUGGAAACAAGAUAUCGGCGAGGUGUUAAAUUAGUGCAUUGAAUCCGUAUUCACCAAGGGGAUGGACAUGGAGGACACUGUGGAGAAGGCUAAUAUGUUAGGGCAGUUUGAGCUCAAGAGGGUGGUAGUGUUGGGGUUCUUGAAGAGCAUUAAGAUGGAUAAAUCCCUCAAAGACGGAUGAAUCUAUCCCAGGUUGAGGGAGGCAAGAGUGGAGAUUGCAUGGGUCUUGAUGAAGAUCUUUGCCUUUUGCCACAGACGAGGUCCUUGAGGGCUAGAAAGUAACUAAUGUUGCUCCUUUGUUUAAGAAUGUUAGUAGAGAUAAUCAAGAAAAUUACAGGCCAGUGAGCCUCACAUAAAUGGUAGUAGGGAAGCUAUUGGAGAGGAUUAUUCAGAGGAUUUACUUCCAUUUAAGAGUAUGGGCUUAUCUGAAACUAUCAACAUGGGUUUAUGUUGAUAGUCCCAAAUAAGAGUCUGAGACUAUCAACAUGGGUUUAUGAAGGCAUGACAAAGGUGAUCGAUGAGGACAGGGUAUGUUGUCUACAAGGAUGAAAGUAAUGGGCCUGUCCCACUUAGGCAAUAAAAAAAAAAAAAUGUUUAGGCGACUAGGCUUUUGCCACAUGGUCGCCUGUAUGGUUGUGAAUAGUCUCCUCAGUUGCCCAAAGAGUUGUAGAGUCUUUCUGGUCGCUGCUGGCUUUUCAACAUGUUGAACAUUUUUCAGAGACAGUCGGCGACAGUGGGUUUGACGCCAAUGAGCAUUGCUUGACUUCUCCUGACGUAGGUGUCGCCAGGUGACACACAGGUUGUUGCCAGUGCUGACUUCGUUUUUUUUUUGUUAAAGUAAUGAUCCU